UUAUCUCAUGGUGAGCUGCUGCUGAAUCCGACCCACAAUGGCCAGCGCUUCUGUCAAAGUGGCUGUCCGGGUGCGGCCUUUCAACGCCCGCGAAAUCAGCCGCGAUUCCAAGUGUGUGAUCCAGAUGCAGGGAAAAACCACCUGUAUCACCAAUCCCAAGCAGGCAAAAGAUGCCCCCAAGAAUUUCACCUUUGAUUAUUCCUACUGGUCUCAUACUUCUGAGGAGGAUCCCAGUUUUGCUUCUCAAUGGCAAGUCUACAAGGACAUUGGAGAGGAGAUGCUGCUUCACGCCUUCGAGGGCUACAAUGUUUGCAUCUUUGCCUACGGCCAGACAGGGGCCGGCAAGUCUUACACCAUGAUGGGCAAGCAGGAGUCCGGCCACCAAGGCAUCAUACCUCAGCUCUGCGAAGAUCUGUUUGCCCGCGUGAAUGAGAACAAAUGCCCCAACCUCUCCUACUCCGUGGAGGUGAGCUACAUGGAAAUCUACUGUGAGCGUGUCCGGGACCUCCUAAACCCCAAGAGCCGUGGGAAUCUGCGUGUGCGGGAGCACCCCAUCAUGGGGCCUUAUGUGGAAGACCUCUCUAAGCUUGCGGUCACCUCCUUUGAAGAUAUCGCUGACCUCAUGGACUGCGGCAAUAAAGCAAGGACUGUGGCAGCCACCAACAUGAACGAGACGAGCAGCCGCUCCCACGCUGUGUUCACCAUCGUCUUCACGCAGCACCGCCACGACGAGCUCACGGACCUGGACACCGAGAAGGUCAGCAAGAUCAGCCUGGUCGACCUGGCGGGGAGCGAACGGGCAGAUUCGUCUGGAGCAAAAGGCAUGCGGUUGAAGGAAGGUGCCAAUAUUAACAAAUCCCUGACCACCCUAGGCAAAGUCAUCUCAGCGCUGGCAGAGAUGCAAAGCAACAAGAAAAAGAAGUCUGAAUUCAUCCCCUACCGGGACUCGGUGCUCACAUGGCUGCUGAAAGAGAACUUGGGAGGCAAUUCCCGCACGGCCAUGAUCGCUGCCCUUAGCCCAGCUGACAUUAACUAUGAGGAGACGCUGAGCACCCUCCGUUACGCCGACCGCGCCAAGCAGAUCCGCUGCAACGCGGUCAUCAAUGAGGAUCCCAACGCCCGGCUCAUCCGCGAGCUCAAGGAGGAAGUGGCCAGACUGCGGGACCUCCUUUGUGCCCAGGGCUUAUCAGCUGCCACCUUUGCUGGUUCGAAGCCCGAUGACCCGGGAGGUGGAUCCAGCAUUCCCACCUCCCCUUUUGCACCCAUGGCUGAAUCGCCCCUUGCCCUCAAUGGGGAAUCGGAGCCCUACUCCUGCGCGGAGGACGAGAUUAUCUGCACUGAGGAGGCCAUGGAGAGGCUGCAGGAGACUGAGAAGAUAAUCGCUGAGCUCAACGAAACAUGGGAAGAGAAACUGCGCAAGACGGAGGCGAUCCGGAUGGACCGGGAGGCUCUCCUGGCAGAGAUGGGUGUGGCUCUACGGGAGGACGGGGGCACUGUGGGAGUCUUCUCUCCCAAGAAGACUCCACACCUGGUUAACCUGAACGAAGAUCCCCUGAUGUCUGAGUGCCUCCUCUACCACAUCAAAGAUGGCAUCACACGAGUUGGGCAGGAGAACGUGGACGUCAAACUGACAGGGCAGUUCAUUAAGGAGCGGCACUGCCUCUUCCGCAGUGUCACCACAGAGUCCGGAGAAGUUGUUGUUACGCUGGAGCCGUGUGAGGGUGCAGAGACCUACGUCAAUGGGAAGCAGGUGACGGAGACACUCGUGCUGAGAUCAGGGAACCGAAUUGUGAUGGGCAAGAACCACGUUUUCCGCUUCAACCACCCGGAGCAGGCGCGGAUGGAGAGAGAGAGGAACCCCCCCCUCGAGAGCCAGCCGGAGCCGGUGGACUGGAACUUCGCCCAACGGGAGCUGCUGGAGAAGCAGGGCAUCGACAUCAAGCUGGAGAUGGAGAAGAGACUCCACGACCUGGAGAACCAGUAUCGGCGGGAGAAGGAGGAGGCCGACCUUCUUCUGGAGCAGCAGAGGCUGUAUGCAGACUCGGACAGUGGCGAUGAUUCAGACAAGCGCUCGUGCGAGGAGAGCUGGCGCCUCAUUUCCUCGCUGAGGGAGAAGCUCCCAGCCACCAAAGUGCAAACCAUUGUGCGUCGGUGCGGCCUGCCGAGCUCGGGCAAGAAGCGGGAGCCGUUGCGUGUUUACCAGAUCCCGCAGCGCCGCCGGUUGGCCAAGGACCCCCGCUGGCUGACACUGGCCGACCUCAAGAUGCAAGCCGUCAAGGAGAUCUGUUACGAGGUGGCGCUCAACGACUUCCGCCACUCCCGCCAGGAAAUCGAGGCCAUGAGCAUUGUCAAGAUGAAAGAGCUCUGCCGCCUCUACGGGAAGCGGGACCCCAACGAGCGGGACAGCUGGCGGGCCGUGGCCCGGGAUGUGUGGGACACUGUGGGGGUGGGCGAGGCCGAUGGGACCGUGACCUACAGCAAUGCUGGUGGGGGGGCCUCCGAUGGCCGAGCCGGUGCCCCCGGGACUGACGUAGAUGACCUCCGAGCUCACAUCGACAAGUUGACCGAUAUCCUUCAAGAGGUGAAAAUCCAGAACAACAUGAAGGAUGAAGAGAUCCGCUCUCUGCGGGAUCGUGUGGUCAAGAUGGAGCGGGUUAUCCCCAUCUCUGCCCAGGAGGACGAAGACCUAGAGAACGAAUGGGGCUCCUUGCUGCUUGCCGAAGACCUGGCAGUGGACAGCGAAGCUGCGGAGCAGCCGGGCAGCAAGGAGGAGAUGGAGGCAACCUCCUGCUCUGACCGGGUCACCCGCCUGAUGGAGAAGGACCCUGCUUUCCGCCGUGGGCGCCUCCGCUGGCUUCGGCAGGAGCAGGCCCGGCUCCAGAACCUGCAGCAGCAGCAGCUCAGCCGGUCCCUGCGCCGCAGCCAGCCGCAGGGAACCGCGCCUGGCAAAUUCAUCCCCCCGCAGGACUGCAAGCUGCGCUUCCCCUUCAAGAGCAACCCCCAGCACCGCUACUCCUGGGGGCCCAACACUGCUUUCAUGGUGGGGGGCGGCGGCAGUGGGGAGAAGGAGCCGGGGGCCAGUGUGGAGGCCCCCCAGCCUCCGAGCCCCCAGCCCGCCCGUCGAGGCAGUCCCCAGCCCCAGCAGAAACGUGCGGCCCGCCCAGCCCGGCGCAACUCCCUGGAGGGCGGGCAUCGGGGCCGGCGCGGACAAGGCCAGGAGCAGUACCCAGCCCGCAAGCACAACUACUACCCCCGCCAGCACCAGCCCUACCCCCAGCACCGGCCCGGCAACCCUGACAGCGAAACCCCCCCACGCAUGCGCCGACAGCGAUCAGCACCCAACCUGCAGCAGGAGAAGGAAAGCACUGUGUAA
This is a messenger RNA of Euleptes europaea (tarantolino), 3373 nucleotides long. RefSeq names its product kinesin family member 1C (gene KIF1C). Gene Ontology annotation, molecular function: microtubule binding; microtubule motor activity; ATP binding. NCBI's taxonomy places the organism in Eukaryota, Metazoa, Chordata, Lepidosauria, Squamata, Sphaerodactylidae. The record is from RefSeq and is a predicted model, not a curated record. Gene Ontology annotation, biological process: microtubule-based movement. Bases 38 to 3373 code for a protein of 1111 amino acids. The transcript is spliced from 21 exons.